This is a messenger RNA of Drosophila arizonae, 648 nucleotides long. RefSeq names its product SKP1-related B (gene SkpB). The record is from RefSeq and is a predicted model, not a curated record. NCBI's taxonomy places the organism in Eukaryota, Metazoa, Arthropoda, Insecta, Diptera, Drosophilidae. Gene Ontology annotation, biological process: ubiquitin-dependent protein catabolic process.
GCAUUUAUUUUUAGAUUUUUGUAUGGUGCCUUGAAACCGUUGUCAAUCCGUUUCUGUUUGAUAAAUUUAUCGACCUUUGUAGCAGCAUAUAAUAUUCUUCUCUUGCAGAAUGCCAAUCAUACGCUUGGAAUCGUCCGAUAAGGAAAUUUUUGAUACAGACAUCGAAAUUGCUAAAUGUUCGGAAACUAUUAAAACGGCACUCGAAGAUUUGGGCGAUGAAAGCGAUAAUAGUGUGUUGCCUCUGCCGAAUGUGAACUCGGCAAUUCUGCGCAAGGUACUCCAUUGGGCAACCUACCACGCCCAGGACGAUCCGCAGCAGGCACAGGAGGAUGAAAAUAAAGAGAAACGCACUGACGAUAUUUCAUCUUGGGACGCGGACUUCCUAAAAGUCGACCAAGGCACCUUGUUCGAGCUCAUUCUGGCAGCCAAUUAUUUAAACAUUCAAGGUUUACUGGAUGUUACUUGCAAGACUUGCGCCAACAUGAUCAAAGGCAAAUCGCUUCAGGACAUUCGUGAGACGUUUGCCAUUGCCAACGACUUUACUCCUGCUGAGGAGGAGCAGGUACGCAAGGAAAACGAAUGGUGCGAAGAGAAAUAAAAGGAAGAAUUAAAUUGAUUAUAUGAUUGUGAAAGGAAAUUAAAUAAAUG